AUGGGUCAAAUGCCAGCAAAGCCCAUGCCUGGGGUCCAGUUUCAGGUCAUUGGCGCGGGAAUGUCCCGAACCGGCACCAAGACCCUGAACCAGGCGCUCACCAUCCUUCUCAAUGGCCCGGUGCACGAUUCCGGGGUCCACUCCACCGGCGGAACCUUUCAGCAGAUUCGCCAAUGGGGCGAACUGAUGGUGUUGACGGCCAAGAAGGACAAGACCUUCGCCGACAGGAAGCACAUCCAGUACCUCGUUGCCGCCCUCCUCGACGGCUACGUCGCCACCAUGGAUCUACCCGCGGCCGCGCUCACCCCCGAGCUCAUGGACACCUACCCCGACGCCAUCGUCAUCGCGACCACGCGCUCUCCCGAAUCCUGGUGGCGCUCCAUGCAGGACAUGAUGACCAUGACGAGCAACUACCACCUGCCCUUCGUCCUCAUGUGGCAGCUCGCCCUCUACCGCUACAACCUCGACAUGUUCAACCCCGGCUCGCUCGAGCUCCACGAGAACCACCUGAGGGAGGUCGUGCCCAAGGACAAGCUGCACUGGUACGAGGUCAAGGACGGCUGGGAGCCGCUGUGCAAGAUCCUGAACCUGCCCGUGCCGGACGUGCCGUUCCCGCACAACAACUCGAGGGAUGACGCGAGGCAGACGUAUAACCAGCUCUUGUUCGUGGGCUUCCUAGGAUGGUGUGCUUUCUUCGGGGUCUCGUAUGUUCUUUACCAGUACUUUUGGGCUUGA
This is a messenger RNA of Parascedosporium putredinis, 735 nucleotides long. Lineage: Eukaryota; Fungi; Ascomycota; Sordariomycetes; Microascales; Microascaceae. The record is from the annotation of a GenBank genome assembly.